Molecule: messenger RNA, 1957 nt
Organism: Musa acuminata subsp. malaccensis (wild Malaysian banana)
Lineage: Eukaryota; Viridiplantae; Streptophyta; Magnoliopsida; Zingiberales; Musaceae
Product: transcription factor MYC2-like
Biological process (GO): regulation of DNA-templated transcription
Cellular component (GO): nucleus
Molecular function (GO): protein dimerization activity; DNA-binding transcription factor activity; transcription cis-regulatory region binding
Source: RefSeq, a predicted model, not a curated record
CACGCCCUGUUGGUACAGAGGUCGGAUCACCGCCGUGGUCUCAUUAACCUUUGGAUCGACGACAGUGCGUCCGUCAUGGAGUCCUUCCUCUCCCCCUUCCCCGUCCCCCGCUGGCCGCCGCCGCCGCUAGCCCACUCCGCUUCCUCUUCCUUCUCCUCCUCCUCCUCCUCCUCCCGGUCCACUGUCACUUCCUUUGCCCCGCCGUCCCUCAACCCUGAGACGCUCCAGCAGCGUCUUAAUGCCCUCAUCGAGGGCGGCCCCGAGAAUUGGACCUACGCUAUCUUCUGGCAGUCCUCCCCUGCCGGUGGAGCCGCUGCCCUCAGCUGGGGCGACGGCUACUACAGGAGCUGCGAGGAGGACAAGCGGAAGCCGGCCGGCGUCGGCGCGUCGUCGACGGCGGAGCAGGAGCACCGCAAGCGCGUGCUCCGAGAGCUCAACGCCCUCAUCUCCGGCGCCGGCGGCGAGGACGCGGCCGACGAGGAAGUCAGCGAUACCGAGUGGUUCUUCCUCGUGUCGAUGACCCAGACCUUCGCCCCCGGCGCCGGACUCCCGGGCCAGGUCCUCCUCUCCGGCGAGACGGUGUGGGUCGCCGGGGAGGACCGGCUGGCGGCGGCGCCGUGCGAGCGGGCGCAACAGGCGUGGGCGUUCGGCCUGCGGACGAUGGCCUGCGUCCCCAUGGGGAGCGGCGUCGUCGAGCUCGGCUCCACGCAGGACAUCUUCCACAACUCGGAGAUCUUAAGCAAGGUCAGGCUGCUCUUCGGCCGCGGCCGCGGCGGCGGCGGCCACGCCACCGGAUCCUUGCCUCCGCCACCGGAGCAGGGGUUGGUCGAUCCCUGCAUGCUUUGGAUAUCGGAACCUUCCGCGCCGACGCCCCCUUCCCAUCCCGACAAACGCAGCUCCAGUUGCCUCACCGAAGACCCGAGCUCGAUUCGUGUGCAUUACAGCCUCAAUUUGACCGGUGAGGGCGAUGCCGGCGACGCCCUCUAUGUGGAGACGAACAAGUCCACGUCGAGGGGGAGCGAUGACGGGGGCUUCCUGCCCUCGUCCACGGCUGUGGCGGCCACAGCACCGAAGCCCGAGGGCGGGGGGCUCGAUUCGGAUCACUCGGACUUGGAGGGCUCGGCCCGGGAGGCGACGAGCAGCGCCACGUUGGAGCGGGAGAAGAGGCCCAAGAAACGUGGCCGGAAGCCGGCCAACGGCCGCGAGGUGCCGAUCGACCACGUGGAGGCGGAGCGACAGCGCCGGGAGAAGCUGAACCAACGGUUCUACGCGCUCCGCUCCGUCGUGCCCAACGUGUCGAAGAUGGACAAGGCCUCCCUCCUCGCCGACGCCAUCGCCUACAUCAACGAGCUGCACACCAAGGUGGGAACCAUGGAGUCGGAAAAACGAAGGCUUCGUUCCGAGCUCAGCGCCCUCAAGGAGGCGAAGUCGAAGGCGACGGCGAACGAGUGGACGACAUCAGAGACCGGCACGAGCGGGGAGGGGGAGGGGGAGGUGGAGGUGGAGGUGAAGCUGCUGGGUCGGGAGGCGAUGAUAAGGGUGCAAUGCGAGAGGAGGGCACACCCGGCGGCGAGGCUGAUGGUGGCGCUGAGGGAGCUGGAGCUGGAGGUGUACUACGCGAACGUGACGGUGGUGAAGGAGCUGAUGAUACAGCAGGCAACGGUGAAGAUGGGGAGCCGGAUCUACAACCAGGAGCAGCUCACCGCCGCGCUGUUUGCCCGAGUCGCAUAGCCUUUUUCUCCACAUCCUGACUAUCCGUAACUAGUCGUCGUCGUCGUCGUCUACAAUUUGGUGCAGCGUCUGCUCUCGAGUUUCCUAAGGUGGUGGGUGUACAACAAAACAUAUGGAUCGAUCGUGUUUCCAUGAAUCAGCUACAAAAAUGUCACUCUAGUUUUAGCCAUUAGUAGUAGUUCAGCUGUAACUCUGCACUCUAUGAUUCAUUCAUCUCAUCUCAAAC